AUGCAUUCUUCUGUGGAGCCUCAAAAGCAUUGUUACUCAAGGAAAUUCAAGCAGGAGCGUUCCCACACCAUCCUGUUCAACAUUCUGAACUGUAAAGACAGCUGUCCUCUAGAGGCUGAAGACCAGAGCACUGUGAUGCAUAGCUGUAACUGUGAGCAGUGGAGAUUCAUGUGUUUGAGGAACCCAGAGCGAACCUACCAGGCUGCCAGUGAAGUGCUGCUAAAGACCAUGUGCUUCAUAAAAAGCCUUCCUUCCUUCCAACACCUGCCAGUUUGGGACCAGUUUUUACUUCUAAGGAGCCGCUGGGUCCCGCUCUACAUCCUGGGCCUCGCACAAGAGCGUAUAGCUUUCGAGGUGGUACACUUCCCCACGACGAGCUUCCUUCACAAGAUUUUGCACAAAAACGGUGAUGGUGAACAGGAAACAGAGGAUUUCCCACUGAACCUGGCAGCUGUACAGAAUCUUAAAUUGUGCUUGGAACAGCUCUGGAGGCUUGACCUCAGUCCUAAAGAAUAUGCCUACAUCAAGGGUACAGUUUUAUUUGAUCCAGAAGUCCCAGGCCUGAUAAACCACAGGGCCAUUGAGGGGCUUCAGAAUGAGUCUCAGCGUCUUCUGCAUCAAGUCAUUCAUAAACUUUAUCCAAAUGAGCACAGUCGAUGGACCAGUGUGCUGCUAACAGUCUCCUCGCUUCACACAAUAGAGCAAAACUUUAUGACAGCACUGUUUUUCAGACGUCAGAUCGGUCAGACAAACUUCCUCCAACUACUGACUGAGAUGCUUUUCAUUACAGGACAUUCUUGA
Silurus meridionalis is the source of this 801-nucleotide messenger RNA. It is a transcript of the gene nr0b2b, whose product is annotated as nuclear receptor subfamily 0, group B, member 2b. Gene Ontology annotation, cellular component: nucleus; cytoplasm. Gene Ontology annotation, molecular function: transcription factor binding; transcription corepressor activity. The record is from RefSeq and is a predicted model, not a curated record. Gene Ontology annotation, biological process: circadian rhythm; negative regulation of transcription by RNA polymerase II. Lineage: Eukaryota; Metazoa; Chordata; Actinopteri; Siluriformes; Siluridae.